AUGGAAAACAAAAGCAGAAAAGACCACUUACAAGCCGUAUGGUUCGCCGCCGGCAUGGCGAUAGUAAUCGCGUGCGUGGAACGCGCCGUCGUGGUGUCCAUAUUCAAACAGUUGCACAUGUGGGUUUUUCUUGCACUUAACCUCUUGUUAAUCGCCAUUCUCUUCACUUCCACACACCCACCUCGAACCCAUUCAAACCCAUCUCCUAAAUCUCAAGAAUCCCACAAAAAACAACCACCACCGGUGACUAACCACGCUGACGACGUCGUUGACGACAGAGCAAAUGUGGUAAAUGAGUUGAACCAGAGUAACGAAGAGAAAGAAGAAAGCUAUUUUGCUGAUGAAGACAACGAUGAUGAUGAUGAAAAGUUGUCGGGUUUGUUGUCGAAUGAGGAGUUGAAUGAGAGAGUAGAGGCUUUUAUUUCAAGAUUCCGGCAACAGUAUUUGGUUUCCGACGUUAAGAUCCGGCGAAGUAGUUCGGAUGAUGUGUGUGGGCGUGCGGUUUUCUCGAAGACUAUUACGGUUUGA
Molecule: messenger RNA, 528 nt
Organism: Helianthus annuus (common sunflower)
Lineage: Eukaryota; Viridiplantae; Streptophyta; Magnoliopsida; Asterales; Asteraceae
Exons: 1
Coding region: 1-528 (175 amino acids)
Source: RefSeq, a predicted model, not a curated record